This is a messenger RNA of Solea solea (common sole), 5897 nucleotides long. RefSeq names its product exportin-5. Gene Ontology annotation, molecular function: RNA binding; small GTPase binding; nuclear export signal receptor activity. The coding region runs from base 124 to 3798 and encodes 1224 amino acids. The transcript is spliced from 33 exons. Gene Ontology annotation, biological process: RNA export from nucleus; protein export from nucleus. Gene Ontology annotation, cellular component: nucleus; RNA nuclear export complex; cytoplasm. The record is from RefSeq and is a predicted model, not a curated record. NCBI's taxonomy places the organism in Eukaryota, Metazoa, Chordata, Actinopteri, Pleuronectiformes, Soleidae.
GUAGCAGCAGUACAUUUGGUGCACGUUGGUACAAGCUUGCCUCUCCUCGCUGCUGCCUUUUGCGGCUGGUUUUGCAUAAGGGAGCUCCUCUCUUUCUCCUCCACUGUUGUGCUACCUGAAUUCAUGGCUGACCAGGUGUCUGCCGUGUGUGAGCAGCUCAUUAAAGCUGUCAAUGUGAUGAUGGACGCAGAGACAAACCAAAUUUACCGACUGGAGGCCCUAAAGUUUUAUGAAGAGUUUAAAGAGAGAAACUCCUUCUGUGUCCCAUGUGGCCUGCAAUUAGCCGACAAAGCUCAACCAGCUAUAGUUAGACACUUUGGUUUCCAAAUUUUGGAGCAUGUCAUCAAAUUCCGAUGGAACAACAUGCAACAGCAAGAAAAAGUCCAGUUGAAGGAGUGUACCAUGCAGCUGUUAUCAAAUGGCACGUGUUCCAUUUUGGAGGAGGAGAGCCACAUCAAAGAUGUCCUGUCCCGAAUCACAGUGGAAAUGAUAAAGAGAGAAUGGCCUCAACACUGGCCAGAUAUGUUGAAAGAGAUGGAGGCUCUCACGAGUCAAGGGGAGGCACAGACGGAGCUGGUGAUGUUGAUCCUGCUGAGGCUGGCAGAAGAUGUGAUCACCUUUCAAACGUUGCCCGCUCAGCGACGCAGAGACAUCCAGCAGACGCUCACCCAGAACAUGGAAAGCAUUUUCAGUUUUAUGAUAGCAAUUUUGCAGCUGAACGUCGAGGACUAUCGUAGACUGAAAGAUGUACCUGGACAGGAACUACAGGCCAGAGCUCACUGUCGCGUCGCUGUGGCCACACUGAAUACACUCGCAGGCUACAUAGACUGGGUGUCCCUGGUGUACAUCACCUCUGGAAACUGUCACCUCCUCGAGAUCUUGUGUCUUCUGCUGAGUGAGUCGGAGCUGCAGCUGGAGGCAGCGGAGUGUCUGCUCAUCGCCGUCAGCCGGAAGGGAAAGCUGGAGGAUAGGAAGCCAUUCAUGCUGCUGUUUGAUGAUGUGGCCAUACACUACAUCCUUUCUGCAGCACAAUCGGCAGAUGGACUGGCGUUACGUAAGAAAUCCACAGAUUCGAAAGCAGUGGAGGUGGUGGAACGGCGUUAUAUCUUUCUGAAGAGGCUGUGUCAGGUCCUGUGUGCCCUGGGAGGACAGCUCUUCUCAUUAGUGGGUUCGGAUGUCGAGGUUGAAAUACCUGCAAAUCUCAGCAAGUACAUGGAAGCUCUUUUGUCCUUCACUACACAUUCCAGUCAGUUCUUGAAGUCGUCCACUCAGCCCACGUGGGGCGCUUUGUUCAGACACGAGACGUUGUCAAAGGAACCGGUCAUCAUUGACAUGGCCGUCAAAUACCUCAAAUCGUGUAUGAUCAACCUAGUCAAGACUGGAUUUCCAUCGAGAGAAGAUAAUCCAGCUUGCGAGUACUCCCGUGUGGACUUUGACGGCGACGAGGACUUCAACUCCUUCUUUGUCUCUUUUCGAGCACAUCAGGGAGAAGUGGUACGGAGCGCGUGUCGCAUUGUUCCCAUGGAGGCGUUUCAGAUAGCAGCAGAGUGGUUACAGUACCAGAUUUCCAGCCCCAUCGAUAUUGGGGAUACCACAUCCAAGACUGGAGAGGGCCUGUGUUCCCUUCUGUCUCCGUCUGUGGUCCAGUGGGAUGCAAUGACCAUCUUCAUGGAGUGCACAGUGGCACAGCUCUUCAGAAGUCACGGAGAGGAGAAGUUGCCGAUAGAUCGGGGCAUGGAGCUGCUGCAGGUCGUGCUCAACUACGACUCCAAAGACCCGCUCAUCUUGUCCUGUUUGCUCACCAACAUCUCUGCCCUCUUCCCGUUUGUUGUACACAGACCACACUUCCUGACACAGGUCCUAUACAAGCUAUUUAAAGCCAUCACAUUUGAGGUUGGUCAGGACAGUAAGGUACCUCGAACCAGAGCUGUGAAGAACGUGAGGCGGCACGCGUGUUCUUCUAUCAUCAAAAUCUGCCGUGAUUACCCACAGAUCAUCCUGCCUUGUUUUGACAUGUUUUACAAUCACAUGAAGAAGCUGUUUUCAAACGACGCCAUGCUGACUUUCAUGGAGAAGUGUGCGCUUAUAGAAGCUCUGGUGCUCAUCGGUAACCAGUUCAAAGACUUUGAAAAGCAGAAGGCUUUUCUAGACGAACUCAUGGCAGUAGUGGUCACAGAAUGGACCUCGGAUGAGAUGAGGCGAGUACUGUGGGAUCCUGCCAUGUUUCUGUCGUAUGUUGGAGCCGAUCAGGUCGUCACUGAGCAAAGUACAGACGCAGACACGGCAGUUCUUAACAGGGGAAAGCUGAGUUUCUGUUUGAACGCCAUGUUGGGGGUGGUGAAACGGUCACGGUGGCCUGCAGACCUGGAGGAAGCCAAGGCUGGUGGCUUCGUGGUGGGUUACACACCUGCUGGAGCUCCCAUCUACAGAAACCCAUGCUCUGCCCAGUUUCUGCUCUUGCUGCCCAACGUGUUGGCUCUCAUCAGGACUCACAACAGUCUGUUCAUGCCAGAGAACAUGGCUCGUCUGAGUGAGACCUUUUCUCGUGCCCAUGAGGUGAUGGAUGCAGAGAAGAAUGUAGUUCUUGGUCUCUCUCAGCAUCCUUUGGAUUUUUACGACUCUCCAGUUUAUCGGUCCAGCCUGGAGCGCAUGCAGGGGUUUUUCUCCACAGUUUAUGACAACUGCUUCAACGUCUUGGGAAAUGUUGGUCCGUCGCUGCAGCAGGAAUUCUACACCAUCGAGGGGUUGGCUGAAGAAAUAGCUGGCUCUGCUUUUGUUUCUCUCGACCAUGUGCCUGACCACAGACUUCGCCCUAUGAUUCGGGUGUUUGUGAGGCAGUUGGUGCAAUCGUGUCCUCAGGAGUACUACAACACUCUCCUCUGCCCCCUGCUGGGCCCUCUGUUUGCCUACAUGCAGCAGAGACUCAAUGUCAAGUGGCAGGUCAUCAACCAGAGAACCUCUGUGAACGAUGAGGAGGAGGAGGAGGAGGAGGUGGUGGUGUGUCAGGAGAGCCAGGUGACACAGGAGAUGUUGGAGGAGCAGCUGGUGCGUCUGCUCACCAGGGAGGUGAUGGAUCUUCUCACUGUGAGCUGCAUUUCCAGAAAAGUGCCUGAAGCAGCAGCAAACAAGGAGGAAAUAGACGAGGAGGAAAUGAUGAUGGAUUCGGUGCAGACGUCGUCUCCUGCGCAGCCCACAGAGGAGCUGAGCGAGCUGGGAAAAUGCCUGAUGAAACACGAGAACAUCUGCAUGUCCCUGUUGACCCUGUCAUUCGCCUCACUGUCAUGGAAAGACACCACUAACUGUCACCGCACAGCUUCCAUGGUCUGUUGGACCCUUCUGCGGCAGGUCACAACAGGUAAUCUUCUUCCUGAGGCGGUCACGUGGUUCUACACCAGCGUUCUUAGAGGCCUUCAAAUUCAUGGGCAGCACGAAGUCUGCAAUACCACACUCUCUCAGCUGGCCAUGGCCAUCUAUGAAAACCUGCGGCCUCGUUACAUGGAGCUCAGGACUGUAAUGACCCAGAUUCCCAACAUCAGCGUGGAGGCCUUGGACCAGUACGAUCACCGGCUCAUCGACCCCAAUGCCCAGAAAGCUGGAGACAAAAGGAGGAAAGACCAGUUCAAGAAGCUCAUCGCAGGAACUGUUGGGAAAGCCCUGUGCCAGCAGUUCAGGAAGGAGGUUCAUAUCCGGAAUCUUCCAUCGCUCUUUAAAAAGCCGAAGGCAGACAAAGAUGUAGCGAACAAUGAAGAAGCUUUGGGCCUGGCAGCUCUCUUCUCCCCAAAGAAUAAUUCCCUGUAGGAACACACAGCAAAUCGACGACAUACUGACUGAAGAGGGUUUUUUUUCCACUAAUUUUUAAAAACAUUUCAACCAUAAUAAUAAUAAUAAUAAUAAUAAUGAUAAUGACAUGCCACAGCACCACUCACUGUUACAUCAUUUCUCACUUUUACAGACGAGAUUUAUACAGAAAAUCCCUUUUAAAUCAUGUUGCAUACUUCUGCUUCACCUUUCCUGUACAUAUUGUAAAAGAGGUUGUAGAAAAGAAAAUUAUCUUGGGUCUUUUUAAAGGUACAGUGUGUAAAAUUUAGCAACAUUUAUUGGGAACGUUUCAUGGUGCAGCUGAAUAUCACUCGCCUCACCCGUGCCUUCAGUUUAGGGCUGAAAUGAUUAUUAAAUUAAUCUUCAACUGUUUUGACUAUUGAUUAAUCAGUUUCAAUGUGUUAUUUUAAUAAUUACACUUCAUAGAAUGCAGAAUAUUUUCUGGGUUUUUUUCCGUAUAACAAAAAAAUGAUUGAAACUGAACAGUUUUGGUUUGUGGACAAUGAGAACAUCAAGGUUUGGCAAACAUGUGUCAAAAAUAGGAAAUAAUCAUAACAUUACAGCUACCAGUAGAGCUGACUUGGCUCCUCUUGUCAAUAUAACAGUGCAUACAAUCAAGCAAUUGUAUACUUAUCUAGUACCAAAAAAUUUAAUAAAAAUACUUUUCUCUUCAAUUUGUACCAAAUUAAAUUUUCACGUAAAUUUUACACACUGGACCUUUUAAGGAAUUGUCUAAAAAUAGCAAAUAUUUGCUCUGCUAUGCCACAAAUGGACCUUGAUUCUGAAUUCAGUCAUUUUAUUUUGUGUCUUUUUUUAUGUCAUUGUUUUUGAGCGUUGUUUGCCCAGCACCACACACCACCAAGCUUGUCAUAUACAUGUUGUAAAUUCAGAGGUCGGUGUUGACUGUGAUGUGAAGUGCGACACUGAUGCUGCUGUUAAGUUCAUGGUCAAAAAGUGAAAUAUGGGACAAAUCCUGGCACACAUUUGUUUAUUUACAGUCAAUGGACAAGCUUGAGUUUAGGUUUUGUUUUUUGUUUUUUUUCAUGAAGCUGAAGGAUGUGUUCAUGGUACCUCAGGUGAGACGUUCCCUAAGAUGGGGUGAAAAUAUUUAAUAGAAACAAAUUUCAAGGGAAGGAAAAAAAAAAGCAGCUGGAUUAUAUUUUUAUGAGUGGUCAAUUAUGAACAACAAUUGUCUUUGUUGCACAUGUUACGCUGUAGUUGGACAAAGCAAUGAUUUGCCUGGUCUUUAUAUUGACACGAUAUAAGUACCGAGUACUGUUUGAAAUUGUUUAUUUAACGCAGAGCACAUAUCAUACUACAAAUGCUACUGGUGCUUUUUGUGCCAUUACACUCUCAUAAGACUGGAAAAACGACGACACAAACUAACAUGUGUCUUUAAGGAAAAAGUGAUGAAUUAAGGUUGAACUAAUGAGUAGCUUAAUCCAAGUUUUUAUGUUUCAUAACUAUUCACUUAGUGGUGAUCUGUUUUUAAUGUAUUAUUUUGUUUUGUGCUGGUUGUUUUGCCAGACACGAAGAAGGAAAAAAAAAACCCUGAAUGAACCAACACUACAUUCCUGUUUUGUCCAAGGUAUUGUUUUUAAGCUCUAAGGGAGCUGUCAAAGUACAUCAUGGUGGUUAUGAAAGUAUGUUUUGUGUGUAUUCAAACCAAAUAAAAUGGAUAUUUUGUAGAUGUGAUUUUGUUUUGAACAGGUUCACACCCUUCUCACCAAAAAGUGGAACAUUUCUCAUUAAUUUUCCAGUGAGGUGAUUUCCCUGCCUUUGUGAUGAUUUUUUUUUGACAAGGCCGUUUGAAAAGAUGCUUGUUCAACACUAAGAUUUUCCAGUACAGCGAUUUAUUUGGAAAUAGACUUUUCAAGUUUGUGGUGUGGUUUGUAUGAACUUUGUUUUAAAUAAAUCAUCUUUUGGAUUUUGAUUUAGAGGAAGGACAUUGAGAUUUAAAUGCUUUAUGUUGACAAAUUCACGUUUUGUUAUGUCGUUUCAUUUUGUAUAUGGUUGAUUUGAUGUUUUGCAAAUUAAAUUGUGGCAGUAAAUAAAUCACUGAUACCUUAAGAAACGGG